AUGACUGACAAGGGAAAGCCCCAUCUGAACAUUGUCAUCAUUGGCCAUGUAGACUCUGGGAAGUCCACCACCACUGGUCAUCUCAUCUACAAGUGUGGCGGGUUUGAUCCCAGAUCUCUGGAGAAGCUGGAAGCGGCUGCUGGCCAGAUCGGCAAGAGCUCGUUCAAGUUUGCAUGGAUCCUGGAUAAGCUGAAGGUGGAGAGGGAACGUGGAAUCACCAUUGACAUCUCCCUUUGGAAAUUCCAAACAAACAGAUAUACUAUCACCAUCAUUGAUGCUCCUGGACACAGGGACUUCAUUAAAAAUAUGAUCACCGGCACAUCCCAGGCUGACGUGGCUGUGUUGGUGGUGUCUGCUGCCACAGGUGAGUUUGAAGCUGGAGUUUCCAGGAAUGGGCAAACCAGAGAACAUGCUUUGUUGGCCUACACCAUGGGUGUUAAACAGCUAAUUGUCUGCGUGAACAAGAUGGACAUGACCGACCCACCAUACAGCCAAAAGAGGUUUGAUGAAGUGGUCAAGAAUGUGACAGUCUACCUCAAGAAGAUUGGCUACAACACCACCACCAUUCCAUUUAUCCCUGUGUCUGGGUGGACUGGAGAGAACAUAUCUUCUCCCAGUCAGAAGAUGGGUUGGUUUAAAGGCCAAUCUCUGCUUGAGGUCCUUGACUGCCUUGUUCCUCCAGUGCGUCCAGCCAACAAGCCACUUCGCUUACCCCUACAGGAUGUUUAUAAAAUAGGAGGCAUUGGUACUGUUCCUGUGGGUAAAAUAGAGACUGGGAUCCUGAAGCCAGGGAUGACCAUCUCAUUUGCACCCUCAAACUUCACUGCAGAAGUGAAAUCUAUAGAGAUGCACCAUCAGCCUCUGGAGACGGCUUUUCCCGGGUACAACAUUGGAUUUAAUGUGAAGAAUGUUGCUGUGAAGAGUCUGAAACGUGGAAAUGUUGCUGGGAACUCGAAGAGUGACCCACCAACUGAGGCCACCAGCUUCAUAGCACAGGUGAUCAUUCUCAACCAUCCUGGUCUUAUUAAAGCUGGAUACUCCCCAGUCAUAGACUGCCACACAGCCCACACAACCUGCCAGUUCUCAGAGUUGCAGGAGAAGAUUGACCGCAGAUCAGGCAAAAAACUGGAAGAUAACCCAGCAGUGCUGAAAUCAGGAGAUGCUGCCAUUGUGAAGCUGAAGCCCAUCAAACCAUUCUGUGUGGAGAGAUUUUAUGACUAUCCUCCCCUAGGGAGAUUUGCAGCGCGGGACUUGAAGCAAACUGUUGCUGUAGGUGUUGUGAAAUCUGUGGAGAGGAAGGCGAGCAGUCUGGCCAGAAGACAGGCCCAGAAACCCAUCCUGGUCAACUGA
Molecule: messenger RNA, 1350 nt
Organism: Staurois parvus
Lineage: Eukaryota; Metazoa; Chordata; Amphibia; Anura; Ranidae
Source: the annotation of a GenBank genome assembly